AUGAACUUUCUCUCGUCGCUCUCGUCGGCCGUCCUCUCGGCGUCGAGCGCCGCGCUCCACUCGGCUCAGGGCGGCGUCCCCGGCGUCCCCGCGUACGCCCUGGGCGACAGGGUCACCGCCUUUGACGGCAAGGCCAUCUGGACCGUGUGGAACGGCACCAAAAAGGACGACCAGUCGCCCGUCUCAGUCUUCUCGUUCGACCUCUCGUCGCCCUCGCACGUCUCGGCGCACGACCGCCGCGCCCUGUUCCCGCUCGCGCGCACCGCGUUCCGCAAACUGCGCGCCCUGCGCCACCCGAACGUCCUCAAGUUCCUCGACGGCGCCGAGACCGAGUCGAGCGUGUGGUUCGUCACCGAGCCCGUCACGAGCCUCGCGCUCGACCUCGACGACGCCGCAGCGUCCGACGAGAGCAAGGUGUACGGCCUCUUGCACGUGUGCACCGCGCUCGCGUUCCUCAACCGCGACGGCCAGAGCGUCCACGGCGGCCUGAGGACGACGAGCGUCUGGGUCACGCCCGGCGGCGAGUGGAAGCUGGGCGGCAUGGAGGUCGUCACAAAGCUCGACGAGGCAGACGGGGCAAUGUGGAGCUACGGUGGCCUCGUGCCCGACUCGCAGACGCACGCGAGCCCCGAGGUGCGCAAGGGCGGCUGGACCGCCCUGAAGCAGUGCGACCCUUCGGCCCUCGACUCGUACCUCCUCCACCUGUUCCUCUUCACCAUCUUCAACGGGCCCCUCCCCUCGUCUUACCUCUCGCCCUCGUCCGACAUCCCGUCGCUUCCGCAAACCCGCGGCUCGAUCCCGCCGGCGCUCUUCCAGCCGUGGCGCCGCCUCGGCAACCCGAACCCGGCCGCGCGCCUCAAGACGUCGGCCUUCCUCGACCUCGGCACGCACCCGGGCGAGGGCUGGUGGCCCUCGAACCGGCUCGUCAAGCUCUCGGCCGCGCUCGAGGGCUUUGCGCUCGCGACCGAGGACGAGCGCACGGCCCUCAUCCGCACCCUCAAGGCCAUCUCGUCCGGUGCCGCCAACGCCAAAACGGCGCCGCUCCCGUCGGGCUUCCUCAAGCACAAGGUCUUGCCCUCGCUCGUCCACACGUUCGAGUUCUCGGGCGGGACCGGCGGCGCACCGCUCCUCCUCCCCGUCAUCCUCGACCUGUCGCGCGACGGCCUCGACGACAAGACGUACGACCGCGCUGUGCUGCAGCCCGUCGUGCGCGCGUUCGCGACGCCGGACCGCGCCAUGCGCAUGGCGCUCCUCGAGCACCUCGACAAGUACGCCGACCGCCUCGCCGCAAAAGACGUCAACGAGCGCGUGUGGCCCCACUUGCAGACGGGCUUUGGCGAUGUCGUCGCCGUCAUUCGCGAGGCCACCGUCAAGUCGAUCCCGCUCAUCGCGCCCAAGCUCAACGACCGCAUCCUCAACAACGACCUCCUGCGCGUCCUUGGCAAGACGCAGACCGACGUCGAGCCGGGCAUCCGCACCAACACGUGCAUCCUCCUGUCGCGCCUGUCGCGCCACCUCCAGGCGUCGACCCAGCGCAAGGUCCUCAUCCCGGCGUUUGCGCGCGCCCUGCGCGACCCGUUCGUGCACGCGAGGAGCGCAGGCCUCAUGGCCCUCAUGGCGACGUGCGAGGUGUUUGAAAAGGAGGACCUCGCCGGCAAGGUCAUCCCGGCCAUGUCGAUCUGCCUCGUCGACCGCGAAAAGACGGUCCGCGACCAGGCGUACAAGGCGAUGGACAUGUUCGUCAAGAAGUGCGAGGCCCUGACGGCCAACGCCCGACACGGCCCUCGCGCCCGAGGCUGUCGCUCAGCAGCCGGCGCUGCAAGCCGCCGCUCAGACCCAGCCCGGGCUCGCGACGAGCGCGACGGGUGCGGCGGGUGCGCUC
Messenger RNA from Rhodotorula graminis WP1, 1882 nucleotides. RefSeq lists its product as uncharacterized. The annotation marks the transcript as partial. The transcript is spliced from 7 exons. Gene Ontology annotation, cellular component: cytoplasm. Lineage: Eukaryota; Fungi; Basidiomycota; Microbotryomycetes; Sporidiobolales; Sporidiobolaceae. The record is from RefSeq and is a predicted model, not a curated record. Gene Ontology annotation, molecular function: protein kinase activity; ATP binding. Gene Ontology annotation, biological process: protein phosphorylation; tRNA export from nucleus.